AUGAAUUCAGAACCAUCAAUAAGAACCAUAAGUGUUAAAUAUACUGUGGUGUUUUGUGUCAUCAUUGGUUUCUUGUUUUUAUUUUCGCAAAUACUAGACAACUUAUUCUAUGAUUAUACUGUUAUAGAAACUGAAAUAGUCUUCAUCAAAAGAGUCGACCAAACAAAUAAUAAAAUGAUUCUAGAAUUAAAUGAAGUUACUGAACAGAGCAACUCAUUAGUUCUCACCCUACAAAACAAUAUGUAAAGUACUAUUGAACAGAUUUAUAAAAAAAUCAAUUAUCAAAUAAAUGAAGAAGAGGAUUAUACUUUGCAAUAAAUGAAUAAUCAAUAUCGAUAAUCAUUCAACCUCAUAUCCGAAUCAAUAUUUUUAAGGAAUAAAAUGAACAAUUCUAUUGAUUCCAUUUAUCUAUUAAAUAUUAAGAAUACUAUUAAUACUGAGAUGGCACAAGUUGGUAUGAAUCUUAUGUUAACAUUGUUAGAUAUUUCCAUCUACUCUGAUUAUGGGACCAACUUUUUUGAUUUAUCACAAGCAAUCACAUUAAACAAUUUUUGGAACGAAGAAUUAUAAUUAAAUUUGAAAAACAAAAUAGUAACAACCUUCGUUGAAGAAUCGAAUUAUAUACUCUUUGUUCUCUAUGACUAUCAAAAUAAUGAAUCAGAAAUUGCUCUAUUAAGGGAUAAUGAAUUAGAAAUCAUACAUACUACUAAGCAUUUAAUUAAGAAUAUUGCAACCAAAAAUCAAAAUAUUAUCUUUAAUUAUUAAAAUGAUAGAGAAAUUCAUUUCUAUGAUUCCAAUUCAUAGAAGAUAAGCAAAAUUCAAUCAUUCCAAAUAACACACGUACUCUACUUUUAAGUUAUGAAAUUAUUUUUUCUAAAUGACAGCACAAUUGGUGUAUUUUAUUUAGAAGUUACUAAUGAUAAAUAUAAAAUCAUUGGAAUGGCUUUAAAUGAAUAUAAAAAUGUAUUCUUAAACAUAGACAUUACAGAUGAAAUGAUAAGUCUUGAAUAAAUCUAGUAAAUUGAACUACUUUAUGAUUACAAUCCAGACCACAAUGUAAUGAUAGUAUCCUUCGGUAAAAAAUACCUCUACUUUUUAAAAAUAAAACCUUUCAUGUUUGCCAAGUAAUUUGAUUAAUGGAAUCCAAAAAAAAUUAAAUUGAACAUUUUUGAAUAAGAAAGAGAGAUAUUUAAGAAAAUCAUCUUUGACCAGCAAGAUCAACUCAUUUAUAUAUUAUCAGAAAGUUCCUAAUCCAAAUUCAAAAUGCAUUUAGUUGAUAUGUAAAGUCUAGAAAAUAAGUCAAACAAAACUGAUACGAUGAAAUUAAGAAUGCCAUACUUUAAAUAUGGAGUCUAAGCUAUAGAUUUUCAUAUCUAAAAAAAUUAAAUCAAUAAUAAUGUAAUCCUAUUCUUAUUGAAAAAUGGAGAUGUAGCUUGCAUUUAGCCAUUAUAGUAUGGAGAAGGAGUUCUUAAGAAGACCUUUAUUAUCGAAUUGCUAGACAUUGUGUUAACAUUGUCUUUUAUCGGAUUCUUUAGAUAUUUAAAAAGACUAUUACAAAAAAUAUAUUCAAAAAUUAUAUCUUGUUGUAGAAGAAUUUGA
Messenger RNA from Paramecium tetraurelia, 1599 nucleotides. RefSeq lists its product as uncharacterized. The record is from RefSeq and is a predicted model, not a curated record. Lineage: Eukaryota; Ciliophora; Oligohymenophorea; Peniculida; Parameciidae. The transcript is spliced from 5 exons.